Molecule: messenger RNA, 1676 nt
Organism: Erigeron canadensis
Lineage: Eukaryota; Viridiplantae; Streptophyta; Magnoliopsida; Asterales; Asteraceae
Product: high affinity nitrate transporter 2.3-like
Exons: 3
Coding region: 1-1557 (518 amino acids)
Biological process (GO): nitrate transmembrane transport; cellular response to nitrate
Cellular component (GO): plant-type vacuole membrane; plasma membrane
Molecular function (GO): nitrate transmembrane transporter activity
Source: RefSeq, a predicted model, not a curated record
AUGGUAUCCUUAACCACUACAAAUGAACAUGAAGAAGUCAUAACCAUCCCUCCAAGGCGGACGACGACAUUCGCUCUGCCUGUGGAUUCCCAAAACAAAGCCACAGAGAUGAAAAUAUUCUCUGUGGCUCAACCACACAUGAGAGCUUUCCAUCUCUCAUGGCUUUCUUUUUGCACUUGUGUUAUCUCAACCUUUGCAGCUGCCCCUCUUGUCCCCAUUAUCCGGGACAACCUUAACCUGACACGAUCUGACAUCUCUAAUGCUGGAAUUGCCUCCGUAUCUGGAAGCAUCCUCUCUCGCCUUGUAAUGGGAGUACUAUGUGACCUUAUUGGUCCGAGGUACGGUUGUGCAGUGAUCAACAUGCUUGCGGCACCCGUGGUCUUCAGCGUCUCCUUUGUGGCAGACGCUGGAGGUUAUAUGGCGGUGAGGUUCAUGAUUGGGUUCUCGUUGGCCACAUUCGUGUCGUGCCAAUAUUGGACUAGUGUGAUGUUCAAUGGGAAGAUAAUUGGGGUGGUGAAUGGGUUGUCGGCCGGGUGGGGAGAUCUUGGAGGUGGGGUUACGCAAUUGCUUAUGCCGGUCCUCUUCCAUGUCAUAACUAACAUGCUUGAAGCCACACCAUUUAUGGCUUGGCGGAUUGCGUUUUUCAUUCCUGGCUGGUUUCAUUUGAUUGUUGGUGUUCUUGUGUUGGCUUACGGCCAAGACUUACCUGAUGGCAACUUUGCUCAAAUUCGAAAGGAUGGACAAGCCUCAAAGGACAAAUUCUCUAAGGUGUUCCAAAAUGCAAUCACAAAUUACAGGACAUGGGUGUUUUUCUUGAUUUAUGGAUAUUCAAUGGGAGUCCAAUUGUGCUUGAAUAAUGUUAUUUCUGAAUACUUCUAUGAUAGGUUUAGCUUAAAGCUACACACAGCCGGAGUAGUGGCAGCUAGUUUUGGAAUAGCUAACUUCAUUACCCGUCCAUUCGGUGGCUAUGCAUCCGAUCUAGCAGCUCGUAAAUUCGGAAUGAGGGGAAGGUUAUGGACAUUAUAUAUCACACAAACACUAGGAGGAGUUUUUUGCAUAUGGUUUGGCCGAGCCAACUCUCUACCGCUCGCGAUCUUUUCAAUGAUGCUCAUGGCCUCAGGGGCACAAAUGGCUUGUGGCGCGACUUAUGGCAUCAUUCCUUUCGUUUCACGACGUUCUCUUGGCAUUCUCUCCGGUCUAACCGGAGCCGGUGGCAAUGUUGGUGGUGGUUUAACACAACUUUUGUUUUUCUCUGGCACUCGGUUUUCAACUGCGUGGGGACUAACAUGGAUGGGUGUGAUGACCGUGGUUUUAACGAUUCCGGUGGCUUUCAUCCAUUUCCCACAAUGGGGAAGCAUGUUUUUACCUGCUUCAAAGAAUGAAGAAUAUAAUGAAGAGUAUUAUUAUGGGUUGGAGUAUAGUGAAGAAGAGAAAGAGAUGGGAAUGCACAUUGGAAGUAUGAAGUUUGCCGAGAAUAGCCGGGCGGAGCGUGGGAAGAGAUCGGCUGUAUCCGUCGCAGAAACCCCGCCGAAUACCACGCCGAACCACCACGUUUAAAGUAAUAGUUGAAUUUAAAAGGUUUUGUGAUGAAGAAGUAAAGAAAUUAUAAUUAAAAAAAAAAAAUAGUAUAAGGCAUCAUAACAUGUGGUCGAAUAGGCAACCGUACGUAUUUUCAA